Molecule: messenger RNA, 554 nt
Organism: Meloidogyne enterolobii
Lineage: Eukaryota; Metazoa; Nematoda; Chromadorea; Rhabditida; Meloidogynidae
Source: the annotation of a GenBank genome assembly
UUGUAAAGAACAAUACAUACAUAUUUUUUUGGAUUUUUAAAAUUAACUCAUGUUUAUUUGAAAGGCCUAUUUUCCUUUUAAAAAUGAAUGACAUUAAAUUUAACGACGUAUCCAUGUCUUACAAAUCUCUUUUGGAUGAUCUUUGGCGCAAAGGCUUUACAUUGGUCUCAGCAGAGCAUUACAAAUGUUUGGUUGAGGGAAAAGAAUUGACAAAAACAGAGUUGGAUGAUUUCUAUUCUCGAAUGAAUUUGCUGAAAGAAAUGUUGAAUGAUGUAAAGUUGAGAGUUCAUUCGUUAGUCAUUACUGGAUCAGAUGCACUUGAAAGAUGGCGUUCAUUUACUAGUUUUACACAUCCAAUGCGUCAUUUGCCUCGUCAGUUACUUCUAAAAUGUGAGAAGGGCAAGGAGCCGUUGCUUUGUACACAGGCUUAUUGGUUUAUUUUGAAAUUGUUUUUAAUAAAAAUUUUAUUAGCAAAUUUUUGCAAAUUGCUGUUUCAAAUCCAGAAUUGCUUCAGCCUGGAUCAUCCUUGGAAAAUGAUCAGCCAAACGGAAUAA